This is a messenger RNA of Drosophila albomicans, 917 nucleotides long. RefSeq names its product protein jagunal (gene jagn). The transcript is spliced from 3 exons. Gene Ontology annotation, biological process: endoplasmic reticulum organization; vesicle-mediated transport. The record is from RefSeq and is a predicted model, not a curated record. Gene Ontology annotation, cellular component: endoplasmic reticulum membrane. The coding region runs from base 122 to 715 and encodes 197 amino acids. Lineage: Eukaryota; Metazoa; Arthropoda; Insecta; Diptera; Drosophilidae.
UUGUACUUGUGGUCACACUAGUCCGAGCUAAUGUUGUGCUAAAGUACUAUUUAAGACAGUUAAAUUUCAUUUAAAAUUCUUAAAAUACGUGUAAAAACGGCAUCGAAUUGACGCACCUAAAAUGGCAACUCGCGGCGGUCCAAUGGUCGCGGGCACCGACGGCAAUGACUUCGAAUUCAGACAAAAAGUGGCAAACACAUAUCAAAUUAGCUUGUUGAACAAAUCACGCCUGAAGUACUGCAUUUUCUUUCAUGCCCUGCUCUUUUUUGUCAUGCUGGCCAAGCUGACGUCGGACAUAUUGGAUCGCUUGGAUAUAUUUGUGCUAGAAAUUGAAGAGUUAGAGGUGCCUCCGCCACUGUGGUGGGAAUACGUAUGGGCUGCCUCGUUGCUCACCUCAUUUCUCGGCCUGUCAGCGGCACGUGGCAACAAGGUGCGCGAUAUGCAAAAAUAUAUGAUUGCCAUUUUGACGCUGGCCAUGCUCCCGCUGCUUUAUUGCUUUGGCUACUACUUUGCCGACGUUUGGGAAUUCAUUACCAUGGACAAGUCCGUGGAUUUGGAUGAGACAGACAUUUUUGUCUGGCACGGAUUCCCAUAUGGAGUGUUCUGGUAUGCCUUCUGCUUUAUAGGCUUCCAGAUACAUGGAUUUACCCUGUACUUUGCCUACAAUCUAGUCAAGGCCUGGAAGGCUCGCACCUCCACGCGUAAAUUUCAAUAAAUAGAUUGAAUCGUGGAAGUAGUACUAAAAUACUCGCCAAAUUAGUAAAAACAGAAAACGUCAGAGCAAGAAGCUGUAGGGCUAGUUGUAAAUAACUUGGAAAAAAACAAAUUAUUAAAAACUUUAACUCUCUAGUGCACAUUGCAACCGAAAUAAAAUAAAAUAACAGCUGUUAGAUACACGCACACAUUUUUAGUAAAAU